UGUUUUAUUGUGAAGGUGUCACCGGAAGCAGCCGUUAAAUGUCCGUUGGAGUAAAAACGGUUGUGUGAUGUUUGAUGGUGACUCUUGAACAAGCAUGAAGCUGAUUUCUGUCCUGUGUCUCUGUCUCCUGACUCUCUGUGGAAAAACGUCUGCUGAUGAAAACGGACCAGCAGGCGUCAGAGUGGUGGUGAAAGAAGACAGAGAUGUUAUUUUACCGUGUUCCCUCGACACAAAGGAGAACAUUGAGUUGAAGCUGUUUGACUGGAAGAAAGCUGCUCAGAAAGAUGAACGUCAGAAGGAGGUGUUCAUGUACGACGCAGGCAGACAUUACAACAACGGGAAUGAGGGUCAGAGUGAGCAGUUCAAAGGUCGAGUGUCUCAUUUUCCAGAAGAGCUGAAACACGGAAACGCCUCCAUAACCAUCAGAAACACAAAGGUGACUGACAGUGGAAACUACACCUGUGAUUUUCCUCGUCUGAAGCCAAAAAGUCAAAUAUUCCACAUUGAGCUUGUUGUUGGUCACAUCUUAACCUCUUGAGGCUCAUAUUGAUUAUGUGUAUUUCUGUCUCUUCAUACCAGCACAUUUUAAUCUGUAUAAUACCAGAAACAUGAGGAAAUGAUACAUGUAAAUUACAUCUUUUAAAAACAAACACUCAUUAGGUUUCAUCAGGUGUGUUGAUCUCACUUCAGACUCUGAAAGAGUUGAAUUUGUAAAAUAUUAAAAAGGAAAAAAUAGAA
Centropristis striata (black sea bass) is the source of this 738-nucleotide messenger RNA. Its product is annotated as CD276 antigen homolog. The transcript is spliced from 3 exons. The record is from RefSeq and is a predicted model, not a curated record. Lineage: Eukaryota; Metazoa; Chordata; Actinopteri; Perciformes; Serranidae. Gene Ontology annotation, biological process: cell surface receptor signaling pathway; negative regulation of T cell proliferation; cellular response to lipopolysaccharide. Gene Ontology annotation, cellular component: external side of plasma membrane. Bases 95 to 538 code for a protein of 147 amino acids.